Molecule: messenger RNA, 2677 nt
Organism: Osmia lignaria (orchard mason bee)
Lineage: Eukaryota; Metazoa; Arthropoda; Insecta; Hymenoptera; Megachilidae
Gene: RSG7
Product: regulator of G-protein signaling 7
Biological process (GO): regulation of G protein-coupled receptor signaling pathway; intracellular signal transduction; positive regulation of GTPase activity
Cellular component (GO): cytoplasm; neuron projection
Molecular function (GO): GTPase activator activity
Source: RefSeq, a predicted model, not a curated record
GAAAUCGUGCGCGCAGUCGUGUUUCGCAUACAUACAUAAAGGAAUUACCCUUACUAAAAGAUGCUGAUAUCUUAUUUUAGUUAUAAAAAAAAUAAUUUAUUAUCUAUAAGUAAAGUUCACCCAACGUAUAUUUGUUAAACAUUUAAAAAAAUGCAUUUGAAAGAAACAUAAACUCUCUUAAGUGUAUAUAGACUGUGAAAACAAAGUGUUCAUGUCUUACAAUUUCGGAAUAUUGAUCGUGUAACAAAAAUAAAGAUUUCUGCUUUAAACACGGUUUAACUGUAAAAAAUAAAUUCCAAAAAUAACGAUGCAAUAUUAUUCCUUGUAUAAAGAAAGCGCGAUUAUUAAAUACUCAUAAAAAAUCAUUUGUCAAAUGAAAAAUUUACUGUUUAUCGCUUAAUCAGUGAUAUUGUUUAUUUUUAUUUUCUUAUUGAAUUCGGAAAAUUUUUUCGUAAGCUACGUUUUAUAACACAGUAAAAGUGUUGGUGGAAUUCAUAAAGUAUCACCAACAGCAGUGUUUAUUUGAAUAUUUAUUAUUUAUAUGUGUAUUAUACCAGUUCCUUGUUUCUCUAUAAUUUCUUUGAAAUGUACAAUUGGAUUGCUUGUAAAAGAGUGAUCGAUCAGUUUAUUAAAUAUUGCUUUAGAUCCUGAUAAAUAUGAUACUGACAAAGCAUUCUAUUUUUCUUAGUAUAAUAAGGAAUUAAAGUUUCUUAAGCUUGGAUAUGGUAACUAUGAAUUCUGAAAAAUCGGCAUGUCGCCGUAAACAAAAUGAAAACAGUGAUAUUGGAGGAACAACGGAACGACUUAGAAACAGAGAUACUCAAAUAAAUCAAUACAACAAUCAAAAUGAUGAAGCAGUUGACAAAUCUCCUAGUAGCCCGACAUAUCAUAUCACUGCCUCUUGCGUGGAAGAUACACCAAAUUUUCUUGUGUAUCAGAAGAUGGAGGAUAUCGUAGAAAAAAUGUCAGAUGAAGUUACAGGUGUUCCAGUGAAAACAGUGAAGAAUUUUAUGACAAAAACACCUUCAGUUUUUACUGGCACAGAUUUAAUAUCCUGGAUGAUGAAAACCAUGGUUAUAGAUGAUCAAGCACUUCACGUGGCGCAUCUAAUGGCAUCCCAUGGAUAUUUUUUCCCUAUAGAUGACCACUGCCUUACAGUAAAAAAUGACAAUACUUUCUACAGGUUUCAAACACCAUAUUUUUGGCCGUCGAAUUGCUGGGAACCAGAAAAUACUGAUUAUGCUGUUUAUUUAUGUAAACGAACGAUGCAGAACAAAACUCGUUUAGAAUUAGCAGAUUACGAAGCUGAGAAUUUGGCUAAAUUGCAAAAGAUGUUUUCACGAAAGUGGGAAUUUAUUUUUAUGCAAGCAGAAGCACAAAGUAAAGUUGAUAAGAAGAGAGACAAAUUAGAGAGGAAGGUAUUAGAUAGUCAAGAAAGAGCAUUCUGGGACGUGUACAGACCGAUGCCGGGUUGCGUGAAUACAACAGAAUUAGAUAUAAAAAAAGCGUGUCGUACAUAUAAGCCGAUUUCGAGGUCAAAUAAGCAUUUACAAUUAGGUCUAGGUAGUACUCAAAUUUCCCCCCACUCAGAGUCAUAUGCAGCGUUCUCGGUAGAAGCCCUAAAUAAAGAAAUUGAAAUGUUAAAAUCUAGGUUAGAUAGAACAAAUAUCAAAGUUUCGAAAGUUUCCGAAGCUCUAAUUGCAUAUUUUGAGCAAUACGUAGAAUAUGAUCCCUUUUUCAUACAACCUGAGCUCACGAAUCCAUGGAUAUCAGAUAAUUCUGAAAUGUGGGAACAAGAGAAACUAGCAAAAGAAGUAUCUACGAGAAGAGUGAAAAGAUGGGCUUUUAGCUUGCAAGAAUUGUUGCAAGAUCCUGUUGGUAGAGAACAGUUUAUACGUUUUCUGGAUAAAGAGUUCAGCGGUGAAAAUCUGAAAUUUUGGGAAGCUGUUCAGGAAUUAAAAGCGUUACCACAAAAAGAAGUCCAAACUAAAGUAAAUGAAAUCUGGAAUGAAUAUUUGGGUUCAGAUGCUAGUUGUCCAAUUAACGUUGAUUCUCAGUCCUACGAGGUAACAAAGAAGAAUCUACAGAAAGCUGAUCGAUGGUGUUUUGACAUAGCAGCGGCACACGUUUAUCAUCUGAUGAAAAGUGAUAGUUACUCGAGGUAUCUUCGCUCAGAAAUGUAUAAGGACUAUCUCAAUGGCUCGAAGAAAAAGGCAUUCUUCAGCCUUUUGUUAAUUCGGCUUUUAACUGCAGCCUUACUGCCAACAUUGUAUGUAUCACUUAGCUGCUUUCUCUUGAGUACGACUAACAAAUUUACUAACUUUUUAUUUCAUUACCCUAAUGUCACUAUAUUAUUCUUUGUACUAUGAAUGCUUUUAACAAUGAUCUUGUAUUAACAAUUUUAAAUGUUGAAUACUAAAUAAUACUACAUUACUCCUAUGAUUUUUCUUCUAUAUGCCAAUCUUUCAUUUGUUUGGGACCGUGUUUCAUUUUUAUUGGUUUAAAUAGUUAACAAAAUAACAUUUCUGUCGAUAGUAUGAAGCGAUAACUAUUAUCAUUACCUCCACCCUCAUUGCCACUUCCAUCAUCGUCAAUAACAUUGCAAUCAUUGUCAUGAUUAAAUACAUUUACUGUGUUGAAGUAGAAGAAUUUAUCCAUGAAUUAAACUAUGUAUUUU